AUGUCCCUUUUGUUUGCAAGACCAACGUCGAAAAUAUCCAACAAGAAAGACAAGAGAUUCAUGGCUGAAGUCAACGCCUCGCCGCUCAAGCACUUUGUUACCGCCAAGAAGAAAAUCAAUGGCAUCUUCGACCAGCUUGGCGCCUACAUUCAGGAGAGCUACAACUUCCUGGAGGAAACCUAUGAGAAUGCAGAACUGGACCCUGUCGCCUCAGAAGAGCAGGUCCUUGAGGUUAAGGGGUACCUGACCAAUGUGAAAGGCAUCAGUGAGGUGCUGGCACGGCGUCACAUGAAAGUGGCCUUUUUCGGGAGGACAAGCAAUGGGAAAAGCACUGUGAUAAACGCCAUGCUGUGGGACAAAGUCCUGCCCUCUGGUAUCGGUCACACUACUAACUGUUUCCUGCGAGUGGAGGGAACGGAGGGCAGUGAGGCCUACCUACUGACCGAAGGAUCCGAGGAGAAGCGGAAUGUCAAGACUGUGAAUCAGUUGGCGCAUGCUCUUCAUCAAGACGAUCUCCUGGAUUCUGGCUCUCUGGUCAGCGUUAUGUGGCCGAAUUCCAAGUGUCCCCUGCUGAAGGAUGACCUGGUGCUGAUGGACAGUCCCGGUAUUGAUGUGACCACAGAACUGGACAGCUGGAUAGACAAAUUUUGCCUGGAUGCGGAUGUCUUCGUCUUGGUGGCAAACUCUGAGUCCACCCUCAUGCAGACCGAAAAGCAGUUCUUUCAUAAGGUGAACGAGCGCCUAUCACGGCCAAACAUCUUUAUUUUGAACAACCGCUGGGAUGCAUCUGCUUCUGAACCAGAAUAUAUGGAUGAGGUGCGACGUCAGCACAUGGAGCGGUGUACCAGCUUCCUGGUGGAUGAGCUGGGUGUUCUGGACCGGGCCCAGGCCACUGAUCGUGUGUUCUUUGUGUCCGCCAAGGAGGUGGUAAAUGCUAGAAUACAGAAAGCUCAAGGAAUGCCAGAAGGAGGUGGAGCAUUGGCCGAAGGGUUCCAAGUUCGGAUGUUUGAAUUUCAGAACUUUGAAAGAAGAUUUGAGGAGUGCAUCUCACAGUCGGCUGUGAAAACCAAAUUUGAACAACAUACAAUGAGAGCCAAACACAUAGCAGAGGUUUUACGGCAAAUCAUGGAGUCUGUGCACGUGGCGGCCCAGGAACAGAGAGUUUACUGCCUGGAAAAGCGGGAAGAAUUCAGAGACAGAUUGGAGUUCAUCGAGAAACAACUCGAGCUCCUCACCGAGGACUAUAAAAUGAAAAUCAAACAGAUCACAGAUGAGGUGGAGCGACAGGUGUCCAACGCCAUGGCCGAGGAGAUCCGCCGUUUGUCUGUCCUGGUGGACGAGUUCCUGUUGGAGUUUCACCCUUCGCAAGUUGUUCUCAAGGUUUACAAAAAUGAGCUUCACCGUCACAUCGAGGAGGGGCUGGGGAGGAACCUGUCUGAUCGAUGCUCCAGUACGAUUUCUGUGUCAUUGCAGACCACACAGCAGGAGAUGAUCGAGGGCCUUCUGCCCCUCCUCCCUCCUUCUUCCCGAACACAAAUGGAUCUGCUGGUUCCCCGCCAGAGCUUUAACCUUAGCUAUGACCUGAGCUGCGACAAGCUUUGUGCCGACUUCCAGGAGGACAUCGAAUUCCACUUCUCACUGGGCUGGACCAUGCUUGUCAACAGGUUCCUAGGACCUAAAAAUGGUCGCCGUGCCCUGAUGGCCUACAACGACCAGAUACCUCGAAAUAUGCCUUUGACCCCUGUAAAUCCCAGCAUGCCACCAAUGCCGCAAGGUGCCAUGACACAGGAAGAGCUGAUGGUCUCCAUGGUAACUGGGUUGGCGUCGCUGACGUCCCGGACAUCCAUGGGUAUUCUGGUGGUGGGAGGUGUGGUCUGGAAAGCCGUAGGCUGGCGUCUUAUUGCCUUGUCGUUUGGACUUUAUGGACUUUUGUAUGUCUAUGAACGCCUCACCUGGACCACCAAAGCGAAAGAACGAGCCUUCAAACGCCAGUUUGUGGAAUACGCAGCUGAGAAGUUGCAGCUUAUUGUCAGCUACACCGGAUCCAACUGCAGCCACCAAGUCCAACAGGAGCUGUCCGGCACCUUCGCCCACUUGUGUCAGCAGGUGGACGUAACCCGGGAGAACCUGGAGCAGGACAUAGCCGCUCUGAAUAAGAAGAUUGAGAUCCUGGAUGGCUUGCAGAGCCGAGCUAAACUAUUGAGGAAUAAAGCCGGCUGGCUGGAUAGCGAACUGAACAUGUUCACUCACCAGUACUUACAGCAGAGCUGA
Molecule: messenger RNA, 2271 nt
Organism: Staurois parvus
Lineage: Eukaryota; Metazoa; Chordata; Amphibia; Anura; Ranidae
Source: the annotation of a GenBank genome assembly